AUGGCGGUCAUGAAUCUGAUCAUACCUGACCUUGUCAACAUAGUCGGCCGACAGCUACACGCUCGCCAAGAAGAUAUGACCGCUACAUCAUCAACUUCGCAAUCUACUGGAAACACAGCGGAUCCUGCCCUUUCGCCAUCACAAACCUCCAUGACCGGUCAGCAGCCAACAGGUGGACCAACCAGCUCUCCUCUCUUAUUUUUCGUCGCACUUGGCUUCGGAGUUGUCUUCACAAAUUUAUGGAUCAUUGUAGGCGUUAAGUACUGCUUCCGGUACAACGCUCGUAAUCGGGCCAUUCGAAAUGGUGACGAUGCGGAUAACAUCAACCUUGAUAACAUGCACAACCGACCCCAUCGUAGAAGGAGGGAAAAGAAGCUCAUGACUAUGGACGAAGUAAACGAACGCUUUCCAUUAACUAAGUACAAAUCAUGGGUAGCAUCGCGAGCGCGCGAGGGUUUGCCCACAACUGGAGGCGUCUCCAUGCAUCCAAGUACGGCUGCAAGUUUAAUACACCCAGAAAAUUCUGCUACCACCCCGCCCAUCAGUCCCACUGCUGAUCAUCAUGAUGAAAUCAAACCAGCUGAACUUGAUAAUAACGGCUCAACGAAACCUUCACCUCCAGCUCUCGCCAUCAAAGUUGAUUCUCAGAUAUCGGAAAAAGAUGUACAUUCUCACAGCCGAGAGGCUCUAAAUCCUAAUGAUCUACCUCCGACAUCAAAGUUGUCCAAGGACCAGCAGACACACAGACCUAAUGCAGCUUCAAACGAAGAAGAUGAUGAAGAAGAUGAAGAAGAAGAUCAGAUCAAUGCUGCAGCCGUAUCCGAACAGCUCUCUGGACCAGGCGACUCUUGCGCAAUCUGUAUUGACACCUUGGAAGAAGAAGACGAAAUUCGCGGCUUAAGCUGUGGACACGCCUUCCAUGCUGGAUGUCUAGAUCCAUGGCUGACUAGCCGUCGUGCCUGCUGCCCCCUUUGCAAGGCAGAUUAUUACACACCUAAGACUCGUCCUGAAGCAGAAGAAAUGGAGAUAGAGAGGCCCACUCGAAGAAGAGCCGAUCGUACUCACGUCUCCCCGCAGUCGCCAUCCUUGUGGAAUAGUAUCCGAGCAGCCUCCAGGCUAAUUCGGCCAAGACAUGGUGACAUUAACUCCGGCUCUGCUGCUACUAGAGGCACCCAAGUGUCAUCUGGGAACGUCAGUGAUAAUGUUACAACUCAGACAAGUAUCAAUAAUACCCACCACGAAAUGAAUCAGCUACCUCAACCAGAUAACCAUACCUCCAAUCCCUUUCGAAAUCUUCAUUUACCAAGAUUUCCGUUAUAUCGCCAUAAUCGACAACCUGUCACUGAAACUAGCGCUUCUAAUCCUAUAUCGCCAUCUCAGCUCGAAGAAGGUAUUCACAGAUGA
This is a messenger RNA of Blumeria graminis f. sp. triticale, 1404 nucleotides long. Lineage: Eukaryota; Fungi; Ascomycota; Leotiomycetes; Helotiales; Erysiphaceae. The record is from the annotation of a GenBank genome assembly.